CUAAUUAACCAUGUGAAGACAAACUGGUUUCUUCUUUUGGUAAUACCGAAAAUCCCUGGUUUUACUUUAUAUAAGCAAAGUCACUAAAGAACUAUAACAUUUUGAAAUAUCAGGAUACAUCUAUUUCAACUUAUUGAAGUGAAUAAUAUCACUGUGAAUCUUGACAAUUCACUGAGUUUCCCUAUACAAACUCUCCGAAGAUUUUCAGUAACAGCAUGAAAUUCACUAGGGGCCAAGAGGAGAACGUGAUCAUAGCUAACGUUAUCGAUCCUCACCACAUUUUUGUUCAUAUAGCCGCGUAUGAUGAAUCGUUGAAAAAAAUGACAUCUUCACUGAAAUCUGCCAACAAGAAUUCUCAGAAGAAUGCCUGUAUUCCCAUUGAAG
Molecule: messenger RNA, 384 nt
Organism: Leptinotarsa decemlineata (Colorado potato beetle)
Lineage: Eukaryota; Metazoa; Arthropoda; Insecta; Coleoptera; Chrysomelidae
Product: tudor domain-containing protein qin
Molecular function (GO): zinc ion binding
Source: RefSeq, a predicted model, not a curated record